AUGGUCCAACCCCAGACCUCCAAAGCCGAGACCUCAGCCUCGACGGACAGCGGCCCCAUGGAGGACGUGAUCGACACGCUGACCACCCUGCGCCUGACCAACUCGGCCCUGCGGAGGGAGGCCUCCACCUUGCGGGCCGAGAAGGCCAACCUCACUAACUUGCUGGAGAGCGUGAUGGCCGAGCUGACCCUCCUUCGUACCCGGGCGCGCAUCCCGGGUGCCCUGCAGAUCACCCCGCCUGUCUCCGCCAUCGCCUCCAAUGGCACUCGGCCGCUGACCACCCCGCCCACCUCCCUGCCAGAGCCCUUCUCUGGAGAUCCCGGCCAGCUGGCGGGCUUCCUGAUGCAGAUGGACCGCUUCAUGAUCUUUCAGGCCUCUCGCUUCCCCGGUGAGGCCGAACGGGUGGCCUUCUUGGUGUCGCGCCUGACCGGGGAGGCCGAGAAAUGGGCCAUCCCCCACAUGCAGCCCGACAGCCCCUUGCGGAACAACUAUCAGGGCUUCCUGGCGGAGUUGCGGAGAACCUACAAGUCCCCGCUCCGGCAUGCCCGUCGUGCCCAAAUCCGGAAAACUUCAGCUUCCAACCGGGCAGUGCGGGAGCGCCAGAUGCUCUGCCGCCAACUGGCCUCCUCGACGGGCACAGGGCCCUGCCCGGUGCAUCCCGCCUCUAAUGGGACUAACCCUGCGCCGGCACUGCCCACCCGUGCUCGGAACCUUUAA
This is a messenger RNA of Chrysochloris asiatica (Cape golden mole), 717 nucleotides long. It is a transcript of the gene RTL6, whose product is annotated as leucine zipper, down-regulated in cancer 1-like. The record is from RefSeq and is a predicted model, not a curated record. NCBI's taxonomy places the organism in Eukaryota, Metazoa, Chordata, Mammalia, Afrosoricida, Chrysochloridae. The coding region runs from base 1 to 717 and encodes 238 amino acids. The transcript has a single exon.